Molecule: messenger RNA, 1668 nt
Organism: Phytophthora nicotianae INRA-310
Lineage: Eukaryota; Oomycota; Peronosporomycetes; Peronosporales; Peronosporaceae
Exons: 6
Coding region: 298-1551 (417 amino acids)
Biological process (GO): tRNA methylation
Cellular component (GO): nucleus; tRNA (m1A) methyltransferase complex
Source: RefSeq, a predicted model, not a curated record
AUCUGAUUGGUCGUUGAUGCGAUUGGUGCCGCAUGGUGAGCACUAUCACUCGUCAUGGCUACCUCUUCGAUUGCUGCUGCUGAUGGCGGCGCCUGUACGUCCACCGAGGCGCCUCGCCUGCCUUACGUCAUCUAUGAGGGCGACACAGUUAUCUGCCAGACCAGCGACGGCCGAAUGUUCUUCCAAGCCGUCGCCAAGGACGAGUCCAUCCGCGUCGGCAAGAAAGUGGCAAACUUGAAACCAGUCAUUGGCUCUUUCUACGGGUAGAAUAUUAUAAAGCGAUGGACACUAUGAGUAAUGAGACUAAUUAUGUAUACCAAUAUUGUAAACAGUGCCGUCUUUGAGGAGCAAAACAAGAAACUGGUGAAGGUGACGGGUGGAUUGUUCCCAGACCCCGUCGCUCCAGAAACGGGUGAUGGUUUUGUGCCGGAUGGAGACAACCGUCACUAUGCGGACACCAACUCGGCGCAGACGCUAAAGCAGACUGACAUUGGCGAGCUCCGUGAGAAAGGAGCGUCUGGUAAAGAAAUUAUCCAGAAGUUGGUGGAGAACAGCUCCACGUGGGAGACCAAGACAGAAUUCUCCAAGCAAAAAUACCUCAAGAAGAAGCAACAGAAGUACAUGCCUCGUGUGCGUUUCUUGCGUUGCACAGCCGAGUCGCUAUGCCGCACGUAUAGGCUGAAAAACCCAGCCAAGAUCUGCAAUUUACGUGAGGAUUCGCUGGGUCAAAUACUGGUCUACGGCAACAUCUUCGCAGGUGGCCAAGUGCUGGUUGUGGAUACCUGUAUGGGUCUGGUAACAGGUGCCAUUGCAGAGCGUCAGGGAGGCUCUGGACGCAUCAUCUGUCCCUACGAGGGCCAGCAGCCUGCUGCAGACAUUCUCCGUCGUUUUAACUUUGAUAAACGAACGCUCGAGUCCAUUCACUACAUGCCGUUCAAGCAAGUGCGAUUGCUUGAGAUGGAGGAAGAAGAUGUGGUGGAACCUGCCAAGGUCGCGAGAGACGGUUUGACGCCGGAGGAGCGAGAGCAACUUGCUGCGGAACGUGCCAAGAACUUCACGCCGGAGCAGCAGAAACGCUAUGCCGAAAAGAAAGCUCGUCGCGAACAAACGAAGCUUUUCCGUCAGAAGCCGUCGACGAUUCGCGAGUGGGCUCGUGAGAAGUCCGACAGUCUCGUAAUAGCGGCGAGCUAUGACCCCGAGGAGGUUUUGAUGGCGCUGCUGCCAUAUCUGGGCCGAUCCAAGCCAUUCGUGGUCUACUCGGAGUUCCUGGAGCCGUUGACCCGGACGUUCGCCACGCUCCAGAAGAUGGAAGCUAUCAUUGAUCUCCAGCUGAACGAGACCUGGACGCGUGAGAACCAGGUGCUGCCUGGUCGUACUCACCCAGAGAUGAACAUGAGUGCUUGCAGUGGGUAUUUACUCUCGGGAAUUAAGAUCCUGGACAUCCCGCCGCUUAGAGCCACAUCAAACGUCUCACUGAACGAGCGAGACACUGACAGUGCAGAAUCUGACGAAGCUCCGGCCAAAAAGAAGCUCAAGAAUGAGUUCAGUUAGAAUGCACCGUGUGCACCACACCCGAGAGGACCUUUAUAGAUCAAAACUUAAAAAAAAAUAUAUACGGCCCUACUCAGUGAAUGCCAUGUCGAAUGAGAUCUCUCAAUGACACAGCGU